GAACACUACACACUUUUUCUUUAACACAACAGGACACAGAUACGCAAAAUGUCCUUAAAACCUAAGAAAGUCGAUUUCAAUGAAAUCUGGACAGAUUUGAAGAGCACGGCCGAGGCUGUUAUCAAAUUGGACAAGGUGGAGAGAAAUGUUUGGAAUACAAGUUUUACAAAUGUUUACAAUUUGUGUGUGGCCCACCCGGAACCAUUUGCCGAUCAGUUGUAUGAAGAGACAAAGCAAUUUCUAAAAGCCCAUGUCGAAAAUAUGAUGGCUACACGGGUGAAUCCACCUGGCGCCGAUGCCACGGGAACGGAACAGCCGGAUCUGCUAAAACGCUACUUCGAUGCCUGGUCGGAAUACAGUAAAGGCAUCAAGGAUUUGCAUAGUUUAUACUCCUAUCUAAAUCUCCAGCAUAUCAAGAAACAAAAAAUAUCAGAUGCCGAUGUGGUCUACGGCAAUCUAACAACGGAGACAAUGGAACAAAUGGAAAUUGGUGAAUUGGGCCUGGAUAUAUGGCGCACCAAAAUGAUUGAACCACUCAAUUAUGACUUGGUCAAACACAUUUUGGAGGGCAUCAAGGCCGAUCGCAUGGGCAACCCUGGCCUAGAUGAUGAACGUGUGAAAAUCAUUAGCGGGGUAAUGCAUAGUUUUGUUGAAGUGCAGCACUACAAUAAGACUGGUUCCCUAAAAAUCUAUCAAUGGUUGUUCGAAUGUCCUUUAUUGCUGGCCAGUGGGGAAUUUUAUGCCACGGAGGCCACAGCUCUGCUGCAAAGGUGUACAGUAAGUCAAUACAUCGAGGAGGUUAUUAAAAUACUCGAUGAUGAAAAUAAAAGGGCCCAGAAGUUAUUACAUGCAAGCUCCAUACCCAAGCUCAUUAAACAAUGUGAAGAGAAAUUCAUUAACGAACGAUUGGAUUUCUUGUAUUCGGAAUGCAAACAAAUGGUCUCCCAGGAAAAUCGCAAAGAUCUACGUAAUUUGUAUAUAAUUCUCAAACCCAUACCGGAUAAUCUUAAGGGUCGCUUGAUACAAACCUUUUUGGAUCACAUCAAAAAUGAAGGCCUCGAAACCAUUUCAACGCUGAAAGGCGAAAACAUACACAUACAAUUUGUCGAGGAUAUGCUAAAGGUGCAUCAAAAAUAUACGCAGCUAAUCGAUGAGGUCUUCGAAAAUGAUCCGUUGUUCUUGAGUGCAUUGGAUAAGGCAUGUGCCAGUGUUAUAAAUCGUCGACCAAGCGAUAAACAACCUUGCCGCAGUGCCGAAUAUGUGGCCAAGUACUGUGAUACUCUGCUCAAAAAAUCUAAAACAUCAGAAGCUGAAAUUGAUCAAAAACUCACCAAUAAUAUUACCAUCUUCAAAUAUAUUGAAGAUAAGGAUGUGUAUCAGAAAUUCUAUAGUCGCCUAUUGGCAAAACGUUUGAUACACGAACAAUCGCAAAGUAUGGAUGCUGAAGAAGCAAUGAUAAAUCGUUUAAAGCAAGCCUGUGGAUACGAAUUUACAAACAAACUGCAUCGCAUGUUUACCGAUAUCUCCCUAUCAGCGGACUUAAAUAAUAAGUUUAAUAAUUAUUUAAAACAGGAAAAUAUUGAUUUAGGUAUAAAUUUAUCCAUAAAAGUCUUGCAAGCCGGCGCAUGGCCAUUGGGUCCAACACAGGUUGUUAUACCAUUUGCAGUUCCCCAGGAGUUCGAAAAGGCCAUACGAUCGUUUGAAAAAUUCUAUCAUAAUUCCUUUAGUGGACGUAAACUUACCUGGUUGCAUCAUAUGUGCCAUGGCGAACUUAAACUAGGUUACUUAAAAAAAACGUAUAUUGUGACCAUGCAAACGUAUCAAAUGGCAAUGCUAUUACUAUUUGAGUCCUGUGAUUCGAUGACCUGCAAAGAAAUACAAACCACAUUGCAGCUGAAUGCCGAAACCUUCCAGAAACAUAUGCAGUCACUAUUGGAAUCGAAAAUCUUAGUGGCCAGCAGUGAAAAUCUCGAAGACAAUACAAAAAUCGAAUUGAAUUUAGACUAUACAAAUAAGCGUACCAAGUUUAAGAUAACAUCGGCAUUGCAAAAAGAAACACCACAGGAGGUCGAACACACAAUCAAUGCUGUGGACGAAGAUCGUAAACUGUAUCUUCAGGCUGCCAUAGUACGCAUUAUGAAAUCUCGUAAAGUUCUUAAGCACAAUGCUUUGAUACAAGAGAUUUUAUCUCAAUCCAAUGUUAGUUUUACACCCAGCAUCACAAUUAUAAAGAAAUGUAUUGAAUCAUUGAUUGAUAAACAGUAUAUAGAGCGUACACCCAAUUCAGGCGAUGAAUACAGUUAUGUAGCCUAA
Messenger RNA from Musca vetustissima, 2313 nucleotides. RefSeq names its product cullin-2 (gene Cul2). The record is from RefSeq and is a predicted model, not a curated record. Gene Ontology annotation, biological process: SCF-dependent proteasomal ubiquitin-dependent protein catabolic process; protein ubiquitination. Gene Ontology annotation, molecular function: ubiquitin protein ligase binding. NCBI's taxonomy places the organism in Eukaryota, Metazoa, Arthropoda, Insecta, Diptera, Muscidae. The coding region runs from base 49 to 2313 and encodes 754 amino acids. The transcript has 8 exons. Gene Ontology annotation, cellular component: SCF ubiquitin ligase complex; Cul2-RING ubiquitin ligase complex.